UAUCAAAACCAGGAAACUGGCAUUUGAUCUGAUCGGUGACUUUCCAUAAGCGGCAGCGAUUUCAAUCACACGGCGCUGGUAGCAACAAUCUCCCGACUGCUGAACCAGUCGAAUGAGAGGAAUUCCAAAAUAUGUAACCAUCUAAUUAAUUAUUUAUGAGCAUUUAGUGCAACCAUCACUCACUCAAGUGGGUGAAGUCGGGAGUUCCAAAACCGGCAAAGGAAACCAAAACAAAACAGCGUCAAUUGACUGCUGCAUAUGCUAGCAGCGCUGUGCCUUUGAACUGCAACUAGAUCGUGACGAUUGGUCUCUGCGCGGGUGAAACGAAAGUGAAAACAUGGAGAAAUAUGUAACGGUCGUAUCGGUUGAUAAUCAACCUUCCACGCAGGGAGCUGAGGCGGAAGACGGCGGUAGCAGCCAGCUACCAAAUGUAGACAUCAAGGAAGUGCCGACAGGGGGCGUGCCGCCAUCAGUGGAUUCGAGUGCAACCAUUGAUUCGCAGUUUGUGACGGUGCUGUCGAUCAACCAUGGAAAAGCAGUAGAAGGAACCGAACCAGAAAUGGUGCUGGUUUAUCGGUUACCAGGAGAAAGAUUAGGUUUCGGGCUUAAGUUUCAGGGAGGGACGAAAAAUAAUGAGAAAAUUCAGCGUCUCUUUAUUCAGUCAUGUGCGGAAAAUAGUCCCGCCUCAAGAGUGCAGGCCAGUUGGGGCUACCUCAGGGAGGGUGAUGAGAUUCUUGAGAUUGAUGGUGUCAGUGUGACGCGAAUGACCCGAAUUGAGUGUGUCAAGUGUCUGAAAGAAAGUAAUUUGGCCAUCAAGUUGCUCGUGAGAAACGGCGAAGGAAAAGUACUAAAUUUCUUCGAUGAAAAUGGAGAUCUUCCAGAACGAAAGAGUAUCCCACCUCCUCCUCCGCCUGUGCCACCACGAAAAUUGAACAAAAGAAAAGUUACUGAACAGCAAAACAUUGAUCCACCCACGAAACAAAACGUAGAAAUCAUUCAUCCUCCCGAUGCUGAGGUGUAUUCGAACCUGUUCUCAGACGACAUUAGUGACCUUAUCAGUGAAUCUGAUGAUACUGCCAGUACAAUUUCAACAGUCAUAGAUAAGUACUCAAUCUGUUCUAGUCUUUCGUCGGAGGACUACACCAUUUCUUCAAAUCCAAGCAGUUUAGAAUUGGCGAAAGCCCUCAAGCCAUUCACGCUCCUGGAAAAAGAAUUUAACCUGGACAGUAAGUUGGAAAACAAUUUGUUCACCUUUCAGCCUCAGACUUCGAUAAACGUGGUUCAACUGGAAGUGAGACUCGAGUCGAGUUCAAACGAAUACGAAAACAUUACCAUCGCCAAGUUGGAUGAAAAUAAAAACUACGAAAACGUAGUAAUCCAUGCCAGUGAUCAUCAGCCUCAAAACUACGAAAACGUUACCAUUCAAACCGUCACAGAUCCUCAGCCGUAUGAAAAUGUCAUCGUUUCGACGUCCAGUGACACAACGGAUCCGAUUGUUUAUGAAAAUGUUGAUUUGAAAGCUCCACCACAACCUCUACCACGUCAAACCGGUCAAGUUAGUCUCGGUGCAGUAGAUGUAAGGAAACGAUCUGCUCCAUUGGCAAGUGUCAUUCCGCCUCCACGUCAAAAAUCUCAAAAAAUUGCUCAACUGCCAUCAAUGCCUCCCCAUCUACCACAUGAGUUCAACACUAUUCAAAGUUGGCUUCAGGAAGCUACUGAAGUCAUUCAUGAGUGUGCCCUAACUCCUACCGGUACCAACAGUGGUGAACCUGUGAAAGAGGAUAAACAAUCACUUCGGAAUGCUAAUAGCAACGAGAACUUACCACGGUUGAUUGACUUCCAUCCAAAAGUACCCAGUUCCUUCAAAUCGGUAUCAUUCCCCCAACCAACAAUUGUCACCAUUGAAACUACGAAACCAUCUGUGCCCAACAAUCAGGAGGUUCCAACAACACCAGAGGAUCAAUCCGUGCGUGUAAAAAAGUGCAUCAAAAUUGUUGCUAACGGUGUUGGUGAAAUGGUAAACUACCUUGAAAGCUCCAGUGACGAAGAGGAGGAGAAAAUCUACGAGCCAUCCCAGAUGGAGCAGGAUCGACUGCUGUGCGGUAACGAUGAUUCCGGUAGUUACGAGAACUACAGUGACGAGGACGGCGAAAAGCUUGGACCGCCGGAAAUCGUAGACGGAGGUCCCUCCGAGGCGUACUUCAACUUUCACUGGUCGACAACGCUGUUGCCACCGAUCGGAGAGGUAGAGGAAGAGUUUUCCUCGCUGGAGAAUCAACAGAGCGGACCCAUCGUCAUCAUUGAUACCGCUGAGGAAACACUGUUCAAUGACAGCAACAACAAUCAGCACCGCGAGCUUAAACUUAAAUUGGAUGCUCACUUUUGGGUUGAUGAGGAACCUAUCUCGCCUUCGGAAUCCGACGGAGUCGAUUACAUUCCGGCAAUGAUUGAAACUGAACUCGUUAGCCCGACACCGCAUCGAAGACAGUCGGGGAAUUCACCGCCCGUGCCCAGUCGUACUGUUUCAAUUCCAUCGGCAGAGGGAUUGGCGUGCAAUAGUAAACAAUGUGAUGUCAUCGAAACGGGAGAAAAUGAAACAGCUGUUGAAAUGCGCAGCAAUCCAGGUACUGCCACUAUCAUUUCUACUGAUAAGAACGGUGAUGCUUCGAAGGUACCAACAGUAGCAACAACUAGCUCCGAACUGAACAAAACCGAGACGAACGUUUCGGCGGGAGAUGCCGAAAAGCGUUUAGAUCAGUUGAUGAACGACCUCGUUGAUGAUAACGACAGUUUGAGUGCAAGUGCUCCAGAAGUGCAUGUCGUGAUGGAGAUGGAUCCAGUUACUGAGAUUCCAAAGUCAAGCAUUCCUCUGUUAGAGGUGGAACAGAGACACACACCAGGAAAACCGAUUGAGGCGCAGCUGAAGGUGGAAGAGAAACCGUCCGUCAGUGAUGUUUCCGAUGAAGACAUGGAUCUUCUGGCAGUUGUUGGGGAUAAUGUGGACAGUGAUUUUGAUGAACUGGUCAAGUCCCAGCUUGAUGAUGUGAAUUCAGAGCAAAUACAACUGAUUCAUGAGAGAAUCAUUGUUGGAAUUGAACGCUCAAGCACCAGCGGUGACGGUAGUAACAGUGAUCGCGAAAACAGUGCUGAUCAAAAGAUCGAAGAACCAAAUGUUAGUGAUUCAGUAACCGAUUCAAACGAACAAGCUAUUCCCGAGGAUGUUCCGGAUGGCAAAGUGACAUCAGAUGCAGCUUUUUCAAACGAAUUGAAGGUCGAAAAUAAUCAAGAAUCAGCCAAUUCUUCCCAGCAAACCCUAACGCCUGCUGGUGUCCCCGGUAGCAACACUGCCCCGAUCGGCGCCGACGACAACGUCGACGAACUGAGCGCCGCGACCAGCAGCAGCCAAACUGUCACGAUUAUGGACCAAAUGAAUAAUGUGGUGACGACAACGACGACUGCGACCGCCAUCGCCAGUACCGUGCAUCAGCAGACGACUGCAACUCCGACGAUUGCCACGACAAUCGGGUACCACAAAAUAGCGGCAGCACCUCCGGCGUUCUCACGGCUGCCACCGGACGGGCAUGAGUUUCCGCCCAACUUCAGCGAACCGAGCGUCGCGACGAUGACCGCCAUUAACGGAGGAAGCAACGGUGCCCCGAUCGGUGCAAAGGGAGAUAAACAUUCCAGCUACGAGGACAUUCCUGAUCUGCCGAAAAGCCAUCCACCAGCUGUGCCUCGCAAAGUCUAUCGUCAGGAUCUGGUCCUGAAGCCACUAGAUCAAAACCAAUCGACGGAGACCGUUUACAAGAAGCCACCCGUCUUCCCGUCGUCACCGGCCAGAUCCAACUCGUUGGUAGCCGAUAUCAGCAACAGUCCCGGAAAGGCGACACACGCCGAGGGAACACGCCGCCGAUCGUUCGAUAUUCACGAAAUAAACAAACCACCCGCUCGGGUGACUCUGGUCGGAUCAAAUUGGCGCAAGGAUGAGAAAUCUGAACGAAGUGUUCGCGAUAAAAUUGCCAUGUUUUCCAACGGGUCCUCUGCUGGUGGAGGCGGAGCAGGAUCGGAGAAUGAAGGAUCCACGGUGCUACGAAAGUUCAGUAAAGAUUUCACCAAGAGCUCGGAGAAUUUACUCAGUGUUGGUGAUGGAGGGCAUCCUCGGAAAGGGGUCGAUCCCAUUGAAGCCUAUGCAACACUGAGAAAGAAAGCACAUAGCGUGGAGAACUUGGACGAGGUAGAUAGCAUACCGAAUGACAGCGAGUUCAAACCCUUGGACAACGGAGGGUAUAAGACCAAAUUUAGUUUGGAAACGUCGAAACCCGUGAUGUUAGGGAAAGCGUUCAGCGUUGAGAAUUUGAAUCCGUCUAACGUGGUAAAAGCAAUGAGUGAUGAUAGCAAAUAUGACGGCGGAGGACUAUUUGGAAAUGCUAAAAUUCUAUCAAGAACUACAAGUUUUUCUGGAUAUUCUAAUGGAAGUAGUCUAGCAUCGAUUAACCAUAACGUUGAAGAAAGGAGAAAGUCCUCGAUUACAAAUUUACUCGAACAGAGAAAGAAAUCAAUGUCAAAGCUGCGAGGAUUAGUUAUUCCAGAAAAGGUACCCGAAACAGAGGUUCUUCCGGACUCCAAGAUCAUUGGUCUUCCCAUAAUUAAAAGUAAAGAUUCGGAAAAGAUUUUAUCCUCCCACGUACUUAGCAGAACUCCAGAAAGUACUUACACCAGGAAAAGUACUACCUUGUCAGCACCGUCUAAAUCCAAUGGCAAUCAGUUCACUCCGAUGGUGACCCCGAAACCAUCCGUCGACAUUGGUGGCAGUUAUAAAAGCAUUUUCCGUAAUCUCAAUGGUUCCUCCUUAAAACCGGAACCAAGAAUUGAGCUUGACGAAGAAGUUUUCCGUAAACCCAUCGCACUAAUACCCCCGGCCAAACCCCCGCGAACCUCUCUGGUCUAUCCAGCUCCGAAAGGUUUGGAUCAACGCAGUCAGACUACCGAGGAUGAAAGCGAUGAUAGUGACUCGGUGUUGAGUUCCCGAGUUUCUUCGCCACCUGUAUCACCGGUGGCUCCGUCACCACCGGAAAAGUAUGUCCUCACCAGAACACUUAGCUCUGAGACAAACACUUCGAUCGCUAGUUCCAACUCAACGUUGACUUCUAGCUCCGGCUCACAGGCCAGUUGCAGCUCGGUUGGAAGCACACCGGCAAUCGACAUGAGCCGACGUAUCUCAAAGUCUUCGUCGAGCGAGAUGAGUAUGAACCGAAAGAAUGUUCUAGCAUCAGCCAAAUGUCGAAGCGGGCGGGGAGAUUUGAAAAUUGAGGAAGCCGCCAACGGAAAGACGAAACGAUAUGAGGAUGGCGACAGUACUGAUGGGUAUGAGGAAGAAGAGCGACGAAAGUCGAAAUCUAAACCAAGAGGAUCAAUCAACAAUGGGAAGAAUUCAUCGAACGGAUUCGAAGAACAGGAACUGACGCACUACAAGGUGGUGGAUACGGCAGACAGUAUUGUAGAUAAGGUCAUCAAGGUCGCUUCAUACGUUGAGGUGGUUUCGGACGUUGAAGAAAACGCCAGUGUUGAGACGGAAGUGGUAAUUCCAAUGCAGAAACCGAUUGAAUCCAUCAAGGAAAAGAUUAGCUUUAAUGCUGCGAAAAGUACUUCCGUUGACAGUGGAGCUGCGAAUGCAAUGUCCGAUCUGGCCAAAUGGGUUCGACAUGAAGCGGCGAAGACAAUUGUGAAUAAAGAAAGUGAAUUGCCCGCCCGUAAUGAAACGAAGAAAUAUGUUCGACCAGUUUCCGAACAGCCUCCUAAACCCAGUGAAGACAUCAAACCGUCUCCUGUGAAACGAGAACUGCGAUCUUCGGUUGACACUAAAAAAUUAAAUCUGGCUGAAAUUCGAAAGUCAUUCGAAGCAAAAUCGAAUGGCAGCACCGUGGUUCCUUCUCCUAUCAAAAUAGCUUCUAAAGAACUUUCAACUCCCGUUGGAAAAACAGUCGCCAAUCAGCACGAUCGUUUUUCGUCUUGGGAUUCAUUGGCUUCUUCAUCUUCCGGAGUUUCCUCACUACAGGCCAACAGUAUGCUCGGUAAUGCCGUUGCCAACUGUACCGGCUCGUCGCAAACUCUUCAGAGUACUCCAUCGGAUUACGGCAGUUUCUCGUCAUUGGGUAGCAGUCAUAGUCUGAUUACCCCACAGGACCUACAGCUAAUUAUUGAGGAAGCUGAUCCACCACUGGCAGCACCGGAAGCGUUUGUCAUCGUUCUACAACGAGAGACUCCGGAAUCCAGCAUCGGUAUUACACUUGCUGGAGGAUCGGAUUACGAAGCGAAGGAAAUUACGAUUCACAAAAUUUUGAAUAAUUCCCCGGCGGAAAAAGACGGUCGUUUGAAACGAGGUGAUCGAAUCCUUUCCAUUAAUGGGCUGAGUAUGCGUGGGUUGACUCAUCGUGAGUCGUUGAGUGUACUUAAGACACCCCGUCCUGAGGUGGUAAUGGUAAUAACCCGUUCCAAAUCGCUCGUCAUCGAUAACAGCAUUUUGGGCAAAACCAAAAGGCCAUCACUGGGUUCGCUCAGUUCGUUAGCAGAGAAGAAUGAAAUUUCCGACUAUGAGCGAAAGAUUAAAAUCCAACACAAGGCAUCGCGUUCACUAGAUCUAGAUCUGGAUAUCGUUUCCAACGAAGCCGAAAGUGUAUUCGACGGAACUGCUUCUGAGGAUGGCCUGCUUUCCGCUGAUGAAUCCAAAUGUUCCUCGAUCACUCCCGCUAGUGAUGAAAUCACCGCUUCGAACAUAGACAACCGAGUGGUGGAAAUUGUGAAAGAUGGUGCCGGCCUUGGCUUUUCCAUCGAGGGAGGGUACGAUUCGCCUGCCGGAAACAAACCGCUGUUGAUCAAAAAAAUCUUCAUGGGAGGUGCUGCCGAAAAAUCCGGUUUACUGAAGGCCGGCGAAGAAAUUGUUGCCAUUAACGACUUCUCGAUCGAGCGCAUGACCCGGAUACAGGUCUGGAACAUGAUGAAGAAGCUACCGAACGGCGGUGUCCGAAUCACACUCAAGUGAACUGACUGAACGAGCACCGAAACGAAUCGCGCGGAAAAGGACUACGGGAAGUAAAAGCGCCGAUCGUACUUCACGACACGAUAGACAGCUUUUCCUAUAAAUAAUUACUAGUAUUGAUAAGGCAGAAGCCAAUCCGUCACUGAAGGGCGGCUUACGCGGCAGCAAUAAUAAUCAAAUUAUUAUCUCUAUUCUUAUACAAUCCACUUUUUAAACGAAUUCUAGUGAGCUAAGAAAAUUGUUGUUUGUAUAUUUUUUUUUAUAUUCGUAUUUCGAAAUUGUAUACAGAAAAAAAAACUAUUUAUAUUUUGGUAAAAAGUGUAGUCAUUCAUUAACAGCAAACAUUAUUAAAAUGAAAUCUAAAAAUGUUUUAGACUGAUCUGUGAAAUUAGCAACUUCGACUCGGUCGAAUGUUCGCAACUUUAUACGAAGCGUAGCAAAAAACAAAUCGAAAAAAUCUGGGUAACGCAUCUGUGAGUGAAACAAGCAAACAAAAAACAACAAUCAUUAUAGAUAUAAUUUUAGUCAAGCUAACUAAAAAACUCGUAUUUGUGUAAGGCAAGUGUUGCAUAGCAUCCCAAAACUCGAAGUAAAUUACCGCUGUUAGAUCGUCAGUUCACUUAUCGAAUGAUGACCUAAAUUAUUUCGGAUAUUCUCAUAUCUUUAUCCGUGUUUGCACUCUGCGUAACAAUCGAACCCAAAAAUGUUCAUUCUCGUUCAAAAACCUUUCAAUGCUGUUCUUGUCAACUUUCUAUUUUCGAAAACUAUUCCUCUUUAAGUUCUUUUUCUAGGACUUACAGCUCGUACACAAACGCAGUCUAAGAAGCCGCUUUGUCCAUACGUUCGUUUUACCCGAUACUUCCAAAAAUCUUUCGAAGUUGAACUGAGUCCUAUGGAAGCGGUAGUUUCUUCAAUGUUCUAUGCAACUGAAAAUGUGUCCGCGGGGAUUUCUAACAGCCCAUGUUUUGUUUUUCUGAGAGAAAACACUAACACAAACAAACGUACUAAUGCUAAUGUUAUUCCUAUAUUUUGCAGCGGUAGUGCUGAAAGUACUGUUACAAAUAACAAAACUGUUUGAAUUGGAAGCCGCUUUGAUGGAUGAUAUGAAAAUCCUCUUGCCUUAGUGAUGAAUUGCUUAACAGCCGACUAUUUAACAUUUUAAAUCGUUUUGUACGUAACGUAAAAAAAACUCAUUGGCUAAAAGCGCAACACACUACACUGGUCUUGCUUUGUGUUUCUAAUCCUGAUAUGUUUUAAUUAUUAUUUUAUUAUUUCUGUAGAUAUUUAUAAACCACAAAAAAAUUGGUUUAAAUAAAAUGCGGUAAAUUUUCCAAA
Molecule: messenger RNA, 8371 nt
Organism: Malaya genurostris
Lineage: Eukaryota; Metazoa; Arthropoda; Insecta; Diptera; Culicidae
Gene: bbg
Exons: 9
Coding region: 338-7039 (2233 amino acids)
Molecular function (GO): protein binding
Source: RefSeq, a predicted model, not a curated record